Molecule: messenger RNA, 740 nt
Organism: Octodon degus (degu)
Lineage: Eukaryota; Metazoa; Chordata; Mammalia; Rodentia; Octodontidae
Gene: Rgs2
Product: regulator of G protein signaling 2
Exons: 5
Coding region: 34-669 (211 amino acids)
Source: RefSeq, a predicted model, not a curated record
CGGCUGCCCAGACUUCGGCGGCCCGAGACGGUGAUGCAGAGUGCUAUGUUCUUGGCCGUCCAGCACGACUGCGUACCCAUGGACAAGAGCGCAGGCAGCGGCCCCAAGAAUGAGGAAAAGCGGCAGAAGAUGAAACGGACGCUCCUAAAAGAUUGGAAAACCCGUUUGAGCUACUUUUUGCAAAACUCCUCUACUCCUGCGAAGCUCAAAACCAGCAAGAAAAACAAACAGCAGACUUUCAUCAAGCCUUCUCCUGAGGAAGCACUGCUGUGGUCAGAAGCCUUUGAUGAAUUGCUAGCCAGUAAAUAUGGACUUGCUGCAUUCAGGGCCUUUUUAAAAUCUGAGUUCUGUGAAGAAAAUAUUGAAUUCUGGUUGGCUUGUGAAGACUUCAAAAAAACGAAAUCACCCCAAAAACUGUCCUCAAAAGCAAGGAAAAUAUAUACUGACUUCAUAGAAAAGGAAGCUCCAAAAGAGAUAAACAUAGACUUUCAGACCAAAACUCUGAUUGCCCAAAAUAUACAAGAAGCUACAAGUGGCUGCUUUACAACUGCCCAGAAAAGGGUCUACAGUCUGAUGGAGAACAACUCCUAUCCCCGUUUCUUGGAAUCAGAAUUCUACCAGGACUUGUGUAAAAAACCACAGAUCAACACAGAGCCCCAUGCUACAUGAGAUGAAAGGAGGAAUCCAGAAACGGAGGACAUUUCAUCUUUUUUCCUAAGGGGAAAGGCUAGGACCUGCCA